Molecule: messenger RNA, 1110 nt
Organism: Paramecium tetraurelia
Lineage: Eukaryota; Ciliophora; Oligohymenophorea; Peniculida; Parameciidae
Exons: 4
Biological process (GO): regulation of DNA-templated transcription
Molecular function (GO): DNA-binding transcription factor activity
Source: RefSeq, a predicted model, not a curated record
AUGAGUAAUGAUUAACCAUUUGAAGAUGUCGAUCAAUUUCUUCAUCCCCUUGCCGCUCAAUAGGCCAUUCCAAAUAUGUUACAAUAGGCUAUUACGCAAGACUAACUCCUGGCUUAAAAUGUUCGAUUAUUGCAACAAUUACAUGAACAAUAGAGAAUGUUAAACCUAUAGAGUCUCUUCACUAAUAGCAUGCUUAUGAAUCCCUUGAUCCAAUAACAAGUGAAUUAGGAGAGUAAGAAAAUAAAGAAAGUCAAUAAAACAAUCAAAACCAUUCCAUCAACAACAAGUCUUAAGGAUUGCGCUUAACCAAUCUAGGAAAUCAAAGGGAAUGUUAAAAAUGCCUACAUAAAGAAAAUCACUUCCUUGCUUAGUGUGGAAGGAGACAGGUUGCUUGAUGAGGACUUACAAGAAGAUUUAGAUUUAGAGAGUUAUUCAGAAAUGUAAGAUAAAAGCAAAUUGGCAGGUCUUUUGGGAUCAAAUAACGAUUUGUUGAAUAGUGAAUCAAAAAAUAAAAGAUUGAGACAAAGCGCUAAAAAUUCCAGGCUUAGAAAAAAGGUUUAUUUGAAAUUGCUCGAAAAGAAAGUUUCUGAAUUGGAUCAGUAAAUUUAGGAAUACAAAAAAACUACAAGAUAGUCAUUCGAAUAUUUGACACAAAUAUUGCAAUCUCAUCCUAUUUUAAAUAGCAUGAUCAUUGGGAAUUCGGCAGCCAUUGACUAGGUCUUAGAAUGUUCAGUGCCUGAUCAAGCUUAGUUAGUGUUGGAUUCAUAUUUAAUGAGAUAUGGUACUUGUGGAAUCAAAAGGAGAGAUUAUGUGAAGUACGCAGUGAAAAAUAUACAGAAGAACUUUCUUAAGGGCAAUUAUGGACUCCAACUUAUGAGUUGGAAUUAAUAAAUUUAAAAUUAUGACACUGAAUUCAAUCAAUAUGUAGAAAUCGUUAAGGAUGAGGCUAAACUGGAUGACGAUAACCUUGUUUAUCGUGUUCUGCCUACGAUUGAUAGAAUGCUUAACCAUCGCAAGAUGUCUUAAUAGUAUGAAUAAAUCUAACUCUAGAUUAUUACUCAAAUUUAAUUAGGACAUCAAAAACUUAAAAUAGAAUUAACAAGAGAUUGA